This is a messenger RNA of Wallemia mellicola CBS 633.66, 907 nucleotides long. RefSeq lists its product as hypothetical. The record is from RefSeq and is a predicted model, not a curated record. The transcript has 2 exons. The coding region runs from base 336 to 845 and encodes 169 amino acids. NCBI's taxonomy places the organism in Eukaryota, Fungi, Basidiomycota, Wallemiomycetes, Wallemiales, Wallemiaceae.
AAAGGUAUAUCCAAAUCUGAAUCCACAAAUAGUAAAACCCUUAUCGAGGUAAUAGGCUCUCUUUCUGAUUUUCUUCAGCACAGCUUGAUCUUUUUUACUCAGCCCAACCGGAACUUCUCUCUUCUUCGAUUGAACAUGCCCUUCGUCGUCUGUAAACUCCUGAUAUAGUGGGUUUCGUGGUCCGGUUAUAACUUUACUAAAAACAUAUUUCCCUGUAAUAUCGGUGACUACCUUUUUGACUAUUUUUGACAUUUUUUAUUUUCAGCUGAUAAUGGCAACUCUCCAAGGAAGAAGACCCUCUGGCGGUAACUGUCCUCAGUUUACGUCACACCACCAUGAGCGAAUCAAUAAAUAUUCCACACAGACAACGCAGCAGCAGCGAGAGUACAACAAGCUCAUUAAACCACAAGCCUAGCUCCGUAAAAGCAGCUUUACCAUCAACUUCGCCAUUCAGUUCACAGCCAUUCAAAGAAACGAGCGUUUCUCCUACACAACCGCAGACGUUGUCUAUCCAGCCGCCUAGGAGACCUUCAGGUAGCUUCGAGCUUAGUGGACAGCCUUCACCACCGGGUGCUUCAGGAAAUAGUGGAAUAACCAGUUUAUUCAGGCGGUUCUCUUUUAAAGGCACAAACCAGCCACCUUCCUCACAACCAAACGAAACUCCGGGUGGUUUAAACACUAUCCCGGCUAAGCAACCAUUAAUGUCCGUAGAACAGCCAGAGCAACCAGCUACUUCAGUAUCACCUAAACUAGCACCUGGAAGGAGAAAAUCAGACCAGAAGAGAUCAGUUUCACCAAUGGGUGAGCGUAUCCUCCGUGGUAGCUUUGAUGGCAAUGGAUUUUAAGAAAUGUAACGACGAUAACGAUUUUAAUACCCCUGUAUUACUGUAAUGUAUUUUGUUUAUAU